AUGAACACCUUGACAGAACAGAAUGAUGAGAGUUCCGCGCUGGUUGCGAACAUGAGGCAAGAGCUGGCUGACGCCAAGGAUGCUCUUAACAAACAGAGCGAAGAAUCAGCUCGUCAAAGGGCCGAAGAAGCUGUUGAAGUUCAGAAAAUGAGUGACACGAUAAGGACCCUCCAUGAGCAGAACACUGAGAGCUCUGCACUGGUUGCCAGCCUGAGGCUAGAAGUGGCCGAAGCAAAGGAUGCUCUCAACAUUCAGGUCGAGGAGGCGGUCCAGCGCAAGACCGAAGAUGCUGCUGAAAUACAGAAGCUGACUGACGCCAUGAACAUCUUGAGAGAACAGAAUGAUGAGAGUUCCGCACUGGUGGCAAACAUGAGGCAAGAGCUGGCUAACUCCAAGGAUGCUCUCAACAAGCAAAGCGAAGAAUCAGCUCGUCAAAGGGCCGAAGAAGCUGUUGAAGUUCAGAAAAUGAGUGACACGAUAAGGACCCUCCAUGAGCAGAACACUGAGGGCGCUGCACUGGUUGCCAGCCUUAAGCGAGAGGUGACCGAAGCUGAGGAUGCUUUCAAUAAACAGAUUCUGGAAACUACUAGUCUAAAGAAGGAGUAUGCUGUUGAAGUUCAGAAUCUAAAUGAACAAAAUAGAAAUCUUCAAGAACAGAAUAAUGAGGUUUCGUUGCAAAAUUUCUCAAGUAUAAUUAUGUCAUUUACACCGCUAUGUUCUUUGUGA
Physcomitrium patens is the source of this 726-nucleotide messenger RNA. The record is from RefSeq and is a predicted model, not a curated record. Lineage: Eukaryota; Viridiplantae; Streptophyta; Bryopsida; Funariales; Funariaceae.